This is a messenger RNA of Helicoverpa zea (corn earworm), 897 nucleotides long. RefSeq names its product granzyme M-like. NCBI's taxonomy places the organism in Eukaryota, Metazoa, Arthropoda, Insecta, Lepidoptera, Noctuidae. Gene Ontology annotation, biological process: proteolysis. The record is from RefSeq and is a predicted model, not a curated record. Bases 1 to 897 code for a protein of 298 amino acids. The transcript has a single exon. Gene Ontology annotation, molecular function: serine-type endopeptidase activity.
AUGUAUUGUACUACUUUUUAUUUGCUAUUCACAAUAUUUAUAAAAGAAAACAACUGCAAGCAUCAAGGAUUACGGAUAAUUGGAGGCAGAGACGCCAUCGAAGCUGAUUUUCCGUACAUCGCAAAAUAUGAAUAUCUAAUUCACAUACAUAAAGAACCCAAUAGAGUGGAAAAUGAGCACGUUUGUUCUGGGAGCGUCUUGACACCCACUUGGUCGCUAACUGCCGCCCACUGCCUGGACAUCAAAAGAAAAAGGGUUGGAAAACGCUUCACGGUGAUACCAAUCAUACGGUAUGGUACACUCGAAUCUAAUGCUAUAAGCAACGUACUCUUCUCAUUCACCCAUCCCGCGUAUAAACAUACUCGUAUAUUGAACAGUGUUGAAAACGAUAUAGGGUUAGUCCAAACUGAGAAUAUACCUCUAAAGCAGUAUGGACGAGUAAGUGCACUUGAUUUUAUUACUAUGGUUGGUCAACAAGCAACCGUGGCUGGUUUUGGACUAACUAACAGUUCCGAUGGGACUGUAGACAGCACGACGAAGUUGAAGAAGCCGUUACAGCUACUGGACGUGGUUGUAGUACAUUGUAAGGAUAAUGGUUUGAAGCCGGCUUUAUGUCUAGCCAGACGAUGUGGUAAGUCCUCAGGAGCUUGUCCAGGAGACUCUGGUGGACCGAUGCUCCAUGCAUCAGGUAUUGUUGGUGUCAACUCUAUUGGUCCGGACGACCUUGAAUUAUUCUGCGCAAUGAAUGAAACAGGUCCAAUUUACGACCCCGCAGGAGUAACACCCACAAGUCCUUUUAUUGACUGGAUUAGUAAUACCAUUAAUGGGCAUGAUAAACCUGGUGAGACAAAACAUCAGAUUCAAAGAAAAUAUUUAAAAUCUCAAAAAAUUUACUAG